UCCGGGGUUGCUACGUCAUUACGUUUCGCUGCAGAGGCUAUGGCGCUUCCUGAGUCGAUGAUAACGCUGGUUGCCACGGUUGCCACCGCAUCUUUCUUCUGUUUCUUCUGUUUAUGUGUUCGCUACAGACGCAAAGUGCUCUGGAGAAAAUUGUUGAGCAAAAUAAUGGCCCGCACGGAGAAGCCGUUGUUCCGAAUCGCGUACACGCUCUACACGAGGACCAGACUCGGCUACAUGUUCUACAAGAGACAAAUGAGAAAAGCGCGAGAAAAUUUCCCUGCUGGACAUUCCACAGCUCAGGCCAUGGAGUUCAAUGGUAUUAAAAUAAUUCCCAUCCCGGUGCUGUCUGACAACUACAGCUAUCUUGUAAUUGACACAGCCUCCAGUGUUGCGGUUGUUGUAGACCCUGCAGACCCUCAAACAGUGCAGGAAGUUCUCAAGGCAGAGGGAGUGACUUUAGAAGCAAUACUCUGUACACACAAGCAUUGGGAUCACAGCGGGGGAAACAAAGGGUUGAAAAGACUUCACAGCUCAUGCAGAGUUUAUGGAAACGCAGCCGAUAACAUUCCUGGCCUCACGCACCCUCUCUCACACAAGGAGUCAGUCACAGUUGGCUGUAUGCACUUUAAGGCCCUCUUCACUCCUGGACACACAGUGGGCCACAUGAUCUACCUCCUGGAUGGCCGGGCGCUCGACGCCCCCUCCAGCCUCUUCUCUGGUGACCUGGUGUUCCUCUCAGGUUGUGGGAGGGUGUUUGAAGGCAGUGCCACAACAAUGCUGUCCUCUCUGGACACAGUCGCCUCCCUAAGUGAUGAUACUUUAUUAUGGCCUGGUCAUGAGUAUGCAGAGGACAACCUACUGUUUGCUGCUGAAGUUGAGCCUCGCAACGCUGCCAGGGAAAGCAAAUCUCAGUGGGUGCUGCAGCAGCGAGGCCAGAAGCUGUGCACGUGUCCCUCCACUGUCGGAGAAGAGAGGCAGUACAAUCCUUUCCUGCGCAGCCACUCUGCAGACCUCCAUCUGGCCCUGGGCGUCGAGCAGUUCCAGGACGAAGACUGGACCCAGUUCAGGGCUCGGGUGCUGGAGGAGCUGCGAAAACGCAAAGACCUCUUUAACAGGAGAUAGUACUGGAAACACGUAGGCCAGCUAAACACUGGCAAACAGAGGAGCGAGCUCACCUGUACUGGACAGUGGUACAUUGUAAAACAAAGAUGAGCAGAGCUCUUAGGUACGAAAUGAAAGUCUGUUCAAAGAAACCGGUUUUGUAAAAAAGGGGUAUUAAGUCAUUUUUGACCAUGAGGAACAUAGUGGUAACUUCAUUAUUACAUGAUACUGAUCAAUAAGCCUAUUACCUCUCCACACACUGUAGAGUAUCUCAUGCUAAUUUUAAUAAUAAAUGAUUGCCUCUUUAACUUCGAGACAUGAACAAUAACAUAGAUCUGCAUGUGUAACUUUCUGUUAUUUUAGGUACAGGCUAAUUUCUGAUCCUGGUGUGUGAAGCAGAACAGGUCUGCACACUACAUGGGUUAAUUAAGCAUGUUAGGUACUGUAUUGUUAUUGCGUAGUCUGGUUCAUUGUUAAGGUAAGAAAUACAUUGUUUAAAAAAACUGACUUGAAAAUCUUUGGUAUGCUGGAUUUACUUUUACAGUGUUGCUGAAGAGUAAUUAACUUCUCCAUGGCAGUUGUGAUUUUUGGACUUGAGUUAUUGAUUGUAAAUAUUUGAUUUAUUUAGUUAUAUUAUUUUCAACAAUAUAUUGGUACGAUAAUUUAACAAAUCACAAACACUCUUCGCUGUCCGUACUUUGUGCCAGCACAAUGUAUGGGGGAAUGUCUGUACACUAGCCUUUCAUGUGGAUUUUUAUUUGCUGAAUCUAAGAGCCAAUUAAGUAUUGAUGUAAAAGAGAUUUUGCUUACGUUAGUUCUUUACGAUGCAUGUGAUUGAGCCCUGUUUUGCUUUUUGCCCCCUAAGUUUCAUUUUGUAAUUCACUAUAUCAUGUUUUGAUUCACUGGGACCCACAGGUAUUGGAGGUGGAACACAUUUUUUUUCUAGUUGCACAGCAUGAGCGUGAACGUGAACAACAACACGUGUGAAGGAUUAGACUGGUAGCGCAUUGCCAUGUAUGAGACGUGACUGAAUCGCUGUUGAAGGGAUGAUGGAAAUAAUUUAACGACGUACAGGGUGAUGUUGAAUCAAGCAAUCUGAACGCACACACUAUGUUUUGCAAUAACUUUUUUUACUUUUGUUUAAAAUGUGUUAAUAUUUAAGAGUAAGAUGGUGAUGGAAAUAUUUCUAAUUUUCUUUUCCUAAUAUGAGAAUACAAUGUGACAUUGACUGCAAUACUCUUUAACAUUUCAGAAGGAAUGUUUUAUAGCCAAUUUGAAAACUUUGGAAACCAAAAUUUUAUAUAUUUUUUAAUAUAUUGAAGAAUUUAUUAUACUGCGACAAUACAAUGGAUGCACAUUAUUUCAGUAUAAUAAAAAAUCUUCCCACGCACAUAUGAAUAGUUUUCUUGUGUAUGUUUUCAUGCAAAGGAAAUGUAACUCAGAUGGAGAUGGGCCAGAAUGCAAAGGAGCUAUAUACACUCUUCAGAUGCCUCCAUUCCUCCUGCAGUAGGGCUUGUAUCAAAGCACCUUGUCCCCUGGUGGUUGUUGACUAAAAUGUUAUUCUGUUUGUUUGAUGCAGAUUCCCAUCUUAUUUGCAUAUGUUUGAGUUAUGAAUACCACCACAUGGGAGACAUGUUUUGUGAUGUUUUACUUCAGGUUACGUUUUAAUGAGGAAAUGUGAAAGUAAACUUUCAUUCAUUA
Molecule: messenger RNA, 2802 nt
Organism: Perca fluviatilis (European perch)
Lineage: Eukaryota; Metazoa; Chordata; Actinopteri; Perciformes; Percidae
Gene: pnkd
Product: PNKD metallo-beta-lactamase domain containing
Exons: 9
Coding region: 40-1122 (360 amino acids)
Cellular component (GO): mitochondrion
Molecular function (GO): hydroxyacylglutathione hydrolase activity
Source: RefSeq, a predicted model, not a curated record